CAGGAUUUGCACAGAACACCGCCAUCUUCAUCAGGAAAAAAUUCAGUCAAUAUUAUGCACUUUCUCUUCUCCUAGUUUUUACUUUCUUACUUUUUGUGUGUACAACUAACAUUGAAAUUUCUGUAAACUGUAGGCAUAGAUAGAUUUUAUAUUUUCUUGGAAUAAGCUCAUCCAUUUACAAGAUCGUCAGCUUGAAAAGUCAUGGGAUAAAAUUUCGCCUGAAUUCUUAGAAAAUUUGUUAAAAAAGCCAAACUCAUCAUCCACAUUUUCAAGUGGAAAUGUGUUACCAAUUCAGGAUUAUUAAAGAUGUCUAGUACCUAAAGCAGUUCAGGUAUCACCUUAAGUAAACCAUACAUUAUUUCACAUAGUUUUAUUCCUUGAAAAUUCCAAAAUAUUUUUUGCACUUAUUAAGGGUACCAAGGGCAAUGCAAAAUCAAUACUUAGAGUUAUUGGUGUUGGUUCUGCAAGGGAGCAUCUUUGGACCUUUGUUCCUUCUUCUAUGCGUUAACGAUAUGUACGGAUUAUUAGAGAAGCAAAAGCUAACCCAGUAUGCAGAUGAUAUGUCCAUAAUAUUAAGUGCCUUGAAUUUGCAAAAUCUUGAGGUCGGCUAUCACAUAGUCAUGAAAGAAAUUGAACAAUACUUCAGCAAUCUAGAGCUAAUUCUGAACCUUGAUAAGACUGAAGUUAUGCUUUUUCAAUACCCAAGGUUAGAGAAAUUUCAACCAGCCUUUGUAAAGGAGGAGGCAAAGGAAGUUAAU
Molecule: messenger RNA, 758 nt
Organism: Bemisia tabaci
Lineage: Eukaryota; Metazoa; Arthropoda; Insecta; Hemiptera; Aleyrodidae
Source: RefSeq, a predicted model, not a curated record